This is a messenger RNA of Mucor velutinosus, 4047 nucleotides long. RefSeq lists its product as uncharacterized. The transcript is spliced from 7 exons. NCBI's taxonomy places the organism in Eukaryota, Fungi, Mucoromycota, Mucoromycetes, Mucorales, Mucoraceae. Gene Ontology annotation, cellular component: endoplasmic reticulum membrane. Bases 1 to 4047 code for a protein of 1348 amino acids. The record is from RefSeq and is a predicted model, not a curated record. Gene Ontology annotation, molecular function: zinc ion binding.
AUGGACGAAGACCAAGAAAUAUGUCGAGUCUGUAGAAGCGAAUCUACACCUGAUCAUCCUCUCUAUCACCCUUGCAAAUGCUCUGGUAGUAUUCGUUUUGUGCACGAAGAUUGUUUAAUUGAAUGGUUAUCGCACAGUAGAAAAAAGUACUGUGAGCUUUGCGAGCAUCCAUACACAUUCUCACCCAUAUACAGAGAUGACAUGCCUGAAAAAGUGCCUUUUUUUGUGCUUGUAACUCAAUUGAUAUAUCGCAUGGCUUCUCUGCUGAAAUCUGCGUUCAGAGGCCUGACUGUGCUAAUUGUCUGGUUGAUCAUAUUGCCCAACUUUACAUUGUGGACCUGGAGAUUCUACUUUUGGAGCGGUGAAAAUAUUGGAUUCAACACACAUGUCAUGGAGGCAACAACAGCAGCACCAGCGACAACAAAUACAACGAUGACGGCUGCCAACACCACCUUGGCUGAGCAACAGCAACAAGCUCAGGAGGAGGCUUCCUUUUUUAUCAUGUCAUUAAAGGGCUUUCUGAGUGAUUGUUUGGAGGGGCAAAUCAUCACUGCAUUUGUCAUUAUCAUCUUUGUCGCUGCCUACCUGUUUAGAGAGUGGGUUAUGCAAAACAUGCCUGCUGAACAGCCCAACAACAACAUUGUGAUUGAGGAAAAUCUAGUGAAUCAAGUCAAUAACAAUGUCAAUGGUUUGAACAAUGACCAAAUUGUGGGCGACCAAUUUGCCAUCGAUACCUUACUGAACGCUAUGCAAGUGAUCAAUCCCCCUAACGAAAACAACAUUAAUCCCGGUGAUGAUCAAGAACAACGUAUGAGACGUCGAUUACAUCAAAUGAGAGUGGACUUGGAGAACGAAAUGGCCGAGAGAAAUCACACAGACAACCAAUCACACGCAUGGUCAUCUUCACUGAACGAUAGAGUUGUUCAUGAUGAUGAAGAUCAGUUAUUUGGCGGUGUGGAUGGUGUGGGUGUUAAUGGCAAUGAGCAGGCUUCUUCGUCAGCAUCAACAUCUGCUGCUAAUGGACACAAGGAAGCAGGUCGCUAUGAUUUGCGUAGCAACAGCCAUCGCCGUAUGAGUCAACAACACCAGCAGCACUCUGAAAUUGAAGAAGAGCAAGAAGAAGAGGGCCGGUUCCAUCGAUUCAAUCACCACACUUCGCACUUUGACCCAGAUGAAGUGAUUGCUGAAGACAGAUGGCCAUCUAUCAACCAGUUUGACGAAGAUGAAUGGGAGGAUGACAACAGUUUGCCUGAUUUGGUUGAUCGCCCAGGACACGGAUUGAACCAUGACCAAGCUAUCAUCGAGGAUUUGAGAGAGCGUUUUGGUGGGCCAAUGAAUGAUCCCAUUAUCAAUGCAUUUGAACGUGAAAUGAGAAACCGUCAACAACAGCAACAACAACAACAACAACAACAACAACAAGAGCCCGUGGAUGGUUUAGCCGCUGCUGCUGCUGCUGCUGCUGCUGCUGCUGUGGAUGAAGAUGAGCCACUGGAUGUGGGUGAUGAUAUCAACGGUGUCCUGGAGGCUAUUGGCAUGAGAGGCAAUCCUUGGAUGUUGGUGCAAAAUUCCGUCCUCAUGUCACUCAUGAUCAGUUUAUGUCUUGGUGUCGCUGUCUGGAUCCCCUAUGUGGUUGGUCGUCUUGUCAUCUUGAUCCGUCCUAUCAGUUUUAUUGAAACACCCAUCUUUGUGAUGCGAUUGAUAACUGACCCAUUGGUGGACUUUGUAUUGGAUUUGUGUAUACCUUUUGUUUGGUCUCAUAUUGGCGGUGCGGUAACAUCGCUCGUUCCUGGGAGCAUACAGACCUCGCUUAAAACGGUGCAAGAUCAACUGGCUCAGGCCCUGCAUGGUAAUAUCAACAGCACUGCCACUAGCGACACAGUGCUUUCGAAACCCGUACAUAUCAUCAAUGCCACGGUCGCCCCUUCCUCCUCUAGCACAGUGACCAAGGCCAGCGGCGCGGACAGCUUAAUGUUAAACAUGGACUGGGGAUUGAUUCAGACCAAGGUGGAGACUUAUAGCACAAUGGCGCUUGCAAGGUGGCAUCGAUUUGCCACGGGUCAAACCACGUUGGAUCGCAGCAUGUGCGUCUUUGUUGGCUAUUUGGUGCUGAUUGGCCUCGGAUCAUGGUACUUGACCCAUGGCAGCCGAAAUAGAUCCAGCCGUCGUCAUGGCGCUGGCCGCAACGCAGCAUCAGCAGGUGAAACUAUCCAGGAUUUGAUUCGUCAACAAGGCAUCUUCUUGAAGGUUCUCAUGUUUAUCUUGAUUGAACUGAUUGUAUUCCCCACUGUGUGUGGCUUCUUGCUGGAUAUGGCUACAUUGCCUCUGUUUGUAAAUGCCUCAUUCGCAUCACGUUAUGCGUUCCACUGGAAGAGUCCUUAUUCAUCUUAUUUCCUGCACUGGUUCCUGGGCACAGGCGUACUGUUCUAUUUCGCCAUCUUUAUCACAGUGUGUCGUGAAAUCAUUCGUCCUGGUGUAAUGUGGUUUAUCAGAGACCCCAACGACCCUCAGUUCCAUCCAGUGCAAGAAAUGGUGGAGAGACCUUUGCCUAAUUUGCUGCACAAAAUCAGUCAAUCUGCGCUGAUCUACUCUGUCAUGCUUGUCUUUGGUGUGGGUACAGUGACAUACUCGCUGGCUUACACGGGUGUCGUAUUUCCAUUGCGUCUUCCCUUCAACACGCCGCUAUCUACUUUGGCCAUUGACCUCCUGAUCAUCCAGUUCUUGUUACCUCCCUUGAUCGCUCUUAUCAAGCCCCGUGAUUACUCAAAGAAAGCACUUGACCUUUGGUGGCACUUUGCUUGUCGUCAGUUGCGACUGACCUCCUUUAUGUUCAAUCAGCGUAAACCGGAUGAGGAAGGUAGACAUGUUAGAAGAACGCUGAAAUCAUUCCUGUUGAUGGAAAAGGCAGACAUCCCCACCGAUGAGUUUGCUGAUGUUGCUAUUCAAGACGACAACAGCCCAGUUGUGUUUCAACGUGACGGUAUGAUGGUCAGAGUGCCCAAGUAUGACAGUGUCCCUGUGGAUCCCAAGCGUCGCAUGCUCGUGCCUGUGGAUCCUGUCACUUUAGAGGCUAUUGAUGAAGAGGAAAGAAGAAGAGGACAUCCUGCUGCUGCUGAUACAGUCGACGAAGCUCAGUCUACGAUUGUUGUCUACAUUCCUCCCAAUUUCAAGAAAAGAAUCAUCAUCUUUUUGCUCUACAUGUGGUUCUCCAUCUCUGUAUUUGCUUGCUCUGUCACCGUGCUGCCUCUCCUCACAGGCAGAAUGCUUUUCAAGUUGUAUCUCGCUCCAGGAUCCAAGGUGAACGAUUUGUACUCGUUUGCCCUUGGUAUUUACCUCAUGACAGGAUGCGCCAUUCUUGCUCACUGGGCUAAGGAGUGCUACACUACGACUCAGGUUGCUAGUCAAGAAGAGAUGAUCAAGUACGCCAAAGAAAAGGCUGGCAAGGCUCUCAAGUUCUUUUACUUUGCCAUCAUGUUUGGUAUUGUGAUGCCUCUUUUAUUCGGUAUUGCAGUGGAUCUUUUCGUAUUCAUGCCUAGACGUGAUUUUAAUGCAGAUACUGGAUUAGUCAUCUACAUCUCUCAGAAUUGGUCUUUUGGUGUUGCUUAUAUGAGCACUAUUCAUAACCUCAUCCAUGUGCUUCCCGCCAAUAUCAGAAUUCGCCAACAACUUGAUGAGAUUAUUGGUGGCAACGGUAUCAUGCUAGCCGAUGCAUGGAUUAUCACACGCACAGUGAUUGCUCCUGUGAUACUCGUUGCACUACUCGCAAUCACCAUUCCUGGCAUCACAUCCUGGGCUAUACUCCAAAUGUUGGAUCCAAAAGACCCUUCACUUCAAAUUACUGUCACAAGAUACACCUAUCCCACUAUAUUUGGUGUCUUUUUAGUUGUAUUAGCAGCAUUUUUAGUCAAGAAACUGAUUUCAAUCUGGAUGGAUACUGUGCGAGAUGAUACCUAUUUAAUAGGAAGACAAUUACAUAACAUGCAAAAUAACCUGCAAGAAGAAUCCACUACUACUGCAUCCACUAUAGACACUGCAGAAGGAGCCCAGUAA